AUGUCUACUGAAGAAGGAACAUUCACUCUGCCUGAUGGAUUUCAGGCCUACACAAAGACUUGGAAGCCAAAUGGACCCCCACGUGCUAUCCUAGUGUCUAUCCAUGGAUUCAGCGAUCACAGCAACACUUCUAAUGAUUUCUUUCCCCUCCUCACAUCUCAAGAUAUUGAGGUCAGAUCUUUUGAUCAGCGUGGCUGGGGCCGAACUGUCAAGAAUCCCAAAGACCGUGGAGAUUCCGGACCAACAGAGACUGUUCUUGGAGAUCUAGAUUCAUUCCUCAAAAAUGUCUUUUCCACGUCCGGCUCCACUCCGGUCUUCUUAAUGGGUCAUAGUAUGGGAGGUGGUGAAGUACUCACAUACAUCCUGCACCCAAACUCGCCAUGGCACAAGUCCAAUCUCAAACUUGCUGGAGUUAUUUCAAACUCAGCCUUCGUUAACCUGGACAAAUCUAGCCGCCCGUCCAAAUUCAUCGUGGUAGCGGGCCGCUUUGCUGGGCUCUUAAUGCCCAAAUUUCAGAGAUGGACAGCCCUAGACGAAGGCAUGCUAACACGGGAUGAGGCCACUAAUGCCGAGUUUGCAAAGGAUCCGUUGUGCCACAACUAUGGUACCCUUGAGGGGUUGGCUGGCAUGCUGGAUCGGGCCAUCUAUUUGGACACUCUGCAGAGCCAUGACGGAUCUAUCCCUCCAGUUCUCUUUGCUCAUGGUACUGCCGAUAAGCUUACCAGCUAUCCGGCAGCUAAGCGGCUGGCUGACGUGAUUGCGAAGAAGGGAGAUGUGACUUUUUGCUCGUAUGAAGGUGCUUAUCAUGUUUUGCACGCUGAGUUGCCCGAGACGCGCGAGAAAUUCGCUUCGGAUUUGAUUGAGUGGAUUUCGAACAAGAGCAAUAAGGCUAAACUGUGA
Molecule: messenger RNA, 900 nt
Organism: Penicillium taxi
Lineage: Eukaryota; Fungi; Ascomycota; Eurotiomycetes; Eurotiales; Aspergillaceae
Product: acylglycerol lipase
Exons: 4
Coding region: 1-900 (299 amino acids)
Cellular component (GO): membrane
Molecular function (GO): lipase activity
Source: RefSeq, a predicted model, not a curated record